AAAGCCACUCCAUAUGCUACAGGGACUCACAGAGACAAAGAGAAAGCAGUGCUUUCGUUGAUCAGCUAACGAGUCCCUUCCCUUUGUGACAAUGCGGCUAAUUGCUCUCCUGCUUUUGGGGCUCAUGGAGGUCUCUCUAGCUCAGGAUCCAUUCCAGUGGCUUUCUUCUUUACACAGCCGGGGUUAUGCUUCUUUACAAGCCGACAACACUGGUGGAGAGUGUCCCGAAGAGUGCGACUGUCCUCCAACUUUCCCAAUCGCUAUGUACUGCGACAACCGCAACAUUCAAAAGAUGCCCUACAUCCCAUCCCGGAUGAAGUAUGUGUACCUGCAGCACAAUCAGAUCACCUCUGUCCCAGACAAUGCUUUCGGAAAUGCCACCAAUCUUGUAUGGGUUAUGCUUCAUGAGAAUCACAUCAACUCAGUGGGCAAACAAGCAUUCGCUAAAUUGUCGAAUUUGAAUCGCCUGUAUUUGAACAACAACAACCUGACUGAGGUACCAUCCAACCUCCCGCGGUCAUUACGUGACCUUCGUCUCAACCACAAUAAAAUUGGCAAGUUGGCUCCCAAUGCUUUUGAGGGCAUGGAGAAUUUAACCAUACUUUUACUCCAUCAUAACAGCCUCCAGGAUAUUGGUGUUGGGCUGAAAGGUCUGAAGUCUUUAACUCUGCUGGAUGUGAGCAGAAACCAGCUCAAGAAGGUUCCAGAGAGUCUCCCUGAGAUGCUUCACCAGCUUUAUCUAGAUUCAAACUCCAUUGGCGCAGUUCCAGCCAACUUCCUCAAUCAGUUCAGCAACCUGCAGUAUGUGCGCUUUGCUCACAAUGAGCUCACCAACAAAGGCAUCCCCCAAAACACAUUCAACAACAGCGGGUUGGUGGAACUGGAUCUGUCCUUCAACAAACUGGAGAGCAUUCCUGUUGUUAGUACCAGUCUGCAACAUCUCUACCUACAGGCCAAUCAGAUCAAAGAGUUCACGCUGGGCAGUUUCUGCAGUGUGGUGGAUGUGAUGAACUUCUCCAGGCUGAGAGUCUUGAGGCUGGAGGGAAAUGAGAUCGGCGCUGGAGACAUGCCUUCUGAAGCCGCUCUGUGUCUCCGCCUGGCCUCAGAUAUCGCCGUGUAAUGCCACAUCCCAGGCCAGCAGGGGGUGCUUUUGUGAAUUCCUCCAGCAUUACCAUCUCAAAGUGCCAUAACUUUUUGCAUCGUUGUACAUUUUUAUUGUAGGGAAAUGUAUAGUGCCUUGGGAUAUUUAAAAGAAGAAUCUAAUAUCCUGUGACUUUAGAGGGAAGUACAAAUACAGAAAUGGGGGGAAAAGGAAAUUGAGAGAUUUAGAUAGGAAAUGGAGAUCUUCUUUAAAGGUAUGUGCAGCCAAUUUGUUUUAUCAAAAGUCACUUAGUCAUUCUAAUCUACCUUUCUGCGCUAGUUAGAUGACACCAAUGGCAGAGAUAAAGCCAGUAUUGCUGUUUGCUAUUUGUUUGAUGCACAUUUGACUUGCUUUAGGUUUUUGCAACUCGGAUUCAGCAAAGAAGUUCGAGCAUUGUAUUUAUUCUACAUGUGAAAAACAGACACAUGACUAUGAAAAAUGGCUACAACCACCGAUUUGUUCUGAUAUGAUGUGAAAUCUCCUGUUUGUCCUCUUUGUUGAUCAAUUUUCUCUCCUCAAUCACAUAUGAAAUAGAGGAAAGGGUGACUUUGAAUUGUUGUGUUUUAAGAGCAAAUACUGUAUAUUGCAUGUGAUAUAAAGAAACUGACCAAGGUCCUGGUGUUUAAACAUGUUUGUAGACCUUUCGUGUUGCUCAAUAAAGCUAACAUAUUUUGAUAUUAUACAUGCUUUCAUGUGAGAAUAAUACAUUUUUCAUUAGCUCUUUGUCUAAAAUGGGUCAGGUUAACGCACAGAAAGAGUUGUAACCUUCACUGAA
This is a messenger RNA of Danio rerio (zebrafish), 1916 nucleotides long. RefSeq names its product fibromodulin a (gene fmoda). NCBI's taxonomy places the organism in Eukaryota, Metazoa, Chordata, Actinopteri, Cypriniformes, Danionidae. The record is from RefSeq and is marked provisional.